AAACCGGUGAAUCGAAUAGAAUAGAAUUAAAAAUAUCAAGUGCUUGCGAUCGUUGCGUCAAGAACGUUAAUUUUAUUUGUGAAGUUAUUUCUAUUAGUUUUUUUUCUCAAAUCAUUAUUCAGGGGUUUUUUUUUGGCAAUUUCAACAUCUCGAGCACUCUUAGAAUGAAUUUCGGUUGGGUGCUGGUAUCGAACAAGUACCUUUCGUGAAGUCCUGGCGAGAAGAGUCCUCACGCAAUGUAUCCUCGUUCGUAUCUAAAUAUCUUUCGAGAAAAAACCUUCAGACUUUGCCACUCCAAGGCCACAAAUACGGCACGCCCUUUUCAGGAUAUUCCUGGCCCCAAAGCUUUACCGAUCGUUGGAACUUUGCACAAAUAUCUUCCCUUCAUUGGGGAAUACAGUUUCGACCGACUGCACGUGGCCGGAGCAAUAAAACUUGCGAAAUAUGGACCUCUCGUCCGAGAAGAAUUUGUACCUGGAGAAUCUACGGUUUGGGUAUUCAAGCCUGACGACAUUGCCGAGGUUUACAAGUCGGAGGUGGGUUCGUAUCCCGAGAGACGAAGUCAUUUGGCUCUUCUGAAGUACAGAAAGGACAGGAGCAACGUUUACAACACUGGAGGACUUUUGCCAACAAAUGGGGCAGAGUGGUGGAGGAUUCGAAAAGAAUUUCAGAAAGACCUGAGCAAGCCUCGCUGCAUCGUCAAUUAUGUCGAGAGCGCCGACGAAGUAGUCAGCGAAUUCGUCGAAUUAUGCGGUCGCCAAAAGCACGAAGAUUUGUUGCCAUUGCUCUCGCGACUCUUCCUCGAACUCACUUGUCUCGUCGCGUUCGACGAGAGAUUCAACAGUUUCUCGAAAGAAGAAAUGACCGAGGGAUCGAGAAGUUCGAAGUUGAUCGAGGCCGCAAUCAUCAGCAACAGUGCCGUACUCAAAUUGGACAAUGGACCAAGGCUGUGGCGCUAUUUUAAUACGCCACUUUAUAGAAAAAUGAUCGACAGCCAGCAGUACAUGGAAAAAGUUGCAGUUGAAAUGGUAUCACAAAAGCUAAAACUACUGGAAAAACGUGAGAAAGUCGAAAAAGAAUCUUUACUAGAAACUUAUUUGAAAAAUCCGAAUCUGGACGUGAAAGACGUGGUGGGAAUGGCAUGUGACAUGUUGCUGGCUGGAAUCGACACGACAUCGUACAGCAUCUCCUACGUUCUGUAUCAUCUUGGCCGAAAUCUUGAAGCUCAGGAAAAACUGUCUAAAGAAGCUGUCGCUUUAUUACCGAAUCCUGAAGAUUCCCUGACUUCCACGGCUCUACGAAGUGCGAGUUACACGAAGGCAGCGAUUAAAGAGACUUUCAGACUCAAUCCCAUUUCCGUGGGCGUUGGACGUGUCUUGCAAAAUGACGUAAUCCUCAGCGGUUAUCACGUCCCCAAAGGGACUGCAGUAGUAACGCAGAAUCAAAUCAUUUGCCGAUUGCCCGAGUAUUUUCCUGAGCCCGAUUCUUUUCUACCGGAAAGAUGGAUGCGUGACAACGAUGAUUCGAGCAUAAAGAAACCGGUGAACCCUCAUCUCGUAUUGCCUUUUGGACACGGCAUGAGAUCUUGCAUUGCCAGACGAUUGGCGGAGCAGAAUAUGCAAAUAAUAUUGCUGAAGCUCUGUCGAAGGUACAAAUUCAUUUGGGAGGGAGGGAAACUCGAUUGGCGUUCGUUGCUGAUCAACAAGCCGGACGGGCCGAUAAACCUUCGGUUUUACGAGAGAUGAUACGAGAGAUUUAAUGAAAAAGUUUUCAAGACCAAAAUCGUCGCUGUAAAAAAAUGUAUUUUAUUCGAUAAUCAGCGAAUUGCACCUCGGAAACGAGGAAGAUAAAAGCGAAAAAAAGUCUAAUUAACGGUU
Venturia canescens is the source of this 1877-nucleotide messenger RNA. It is a transcript of the gene dib, whose product is annotated as Cytochrome P450 302a1, mitochondrial. The transcript has 9 exons. NCBI's taxonomy places the organism in Eukaryota, Metazoa, Arthropoda, Insecta, Hymenoptera, Ichneumonidae. The coding region runs from base 237 to 1745 and encodes 502 amino acids. The record is from RefSeq and is a predicted model, not a curated record. Gene Ontology annotation, molecular function: monooxygenase activity; iron ion binding; heme binding.